AUGUGGCUCUUCGACCCCAGCGGCGCCAUCAAGAAAUACGAGACGCCGGAGCAGAUCAUCGACGAGUUCGUGCCAGUCAGACUUGAGUUUUACGCGAAGCGCAAGGCCUUCUUGGUCGACAAGAUGGCGAGGGAGCUGGCCGUGAUCGCGAACAAGCUGAAGUUUGUGCGCAUGGUCGUCGAAGGAACGCUCGAUGUGGAGAAGCGCAAGGCCGCGCAGCUGCAUGCCGACAUGCGCCGGCACGGCCUGCAGACCAUGAGCCAGAUCAACGGCGGCCCCAAGGCCUCGAAGGCCGCCAGUCCCGACGACGGAGGCCCGGAGGGCUUCAAGUACCUCCUGUCCAUGAAGCUCUGGUCUCUGACAGAGGACCGUCUGGUAGUCCUCACAGACCUUCACAACAAGAAGCAGGCUGAGCUGGACGAGCUCAAGGCCACCAGCCUCGAGGCCCUCUGGGAGCGUGACCUCCUGAAGCUGGAGGCGGCACUCGACGCGGACGACGCGGAGCGGGCGAAGGAGGCCGCAGCGGAAGCUAAGCUCAUCGAGAAGAGCAUGGGUGGAUCCGAGGACAGCUUCCUUUCAAACAAGCAAUGCGUUCUCGUGCUCAGCCGCAGCUUCACAGCCAAGCGCUUGCGCACAAGCGAGUGGAAGGCGAAGCGACGCGGUGCCAACCUGAAGGGAGGAGGUUGUGUCUUGGCGAAGAAGCGCGGCGAGGCAGAGAAGGGCGAGGCUGAGGGCGAGGGCGAGGCUGAGGACGAGGAGGAGGAGACCCAGACUCCCGCAGACGCGCUGGCUGGGGUGUUCUGCUGCCGGGACUUCGAUGCGCUGCUGGUCUUCUCGGAGCAGGGCAUGGUCUAUGGCAUGCAGGCCCUCGACGUGCCCUUGGCUAAGAAGAUCUCGUCCCCCGGCACCCCGAUGAGCACGUUCUUGCCUGAGCUGGGAGAGAAGCAGCGCGUCGCUGCUCUCGUGACGGUCGACCACCGGGCGCUUCGAGACCAGGUGGACCAGUUCAUCAUCCUUGCUACUGCUGAUGGCCUCAUGAAGAAGAUACCGCUCGACAGGUUCCGGGGCCUGCGGCCUGGGAAGGGCGUCAAGUGUAUCAACCUGGGGACGAACGACCGGCUUCGUUGGGCUUACCGGGUGUCCGCGCACAGCGCUCUCGUGUUGUGCACUCAGCAGGGCUACCUCUUGCGGUGCUCGCUGGGCGACGACUGCCGCAAGAAUACCCUCGCGGGUCCCGGGAUGUUAGCGAUGAAGAUGCGCAAUGGCACAGGGGAUGCCCUUGCGUAUUGUAGCAUCUCACAGCUCACCGUCCAGGAGGUGCACAGGAUCAAGAAGAAGCUGGCGGAGAAGCAGGCGAAGGCCGAGGAGAAGGGCGGCCAGGAGGAGGACGGCGAUGCCAUGGACGAGGACGACGACCACCAUGGCGGGUCCGCCCAGGCGGCCGCGGCUGGCCCGCCGCCGAAGGCGCCGCAGAAGGCGGCCAGCAAGGGCUGCGACGACGACGACUCCGACAACAACGCGGCGGCGAACGAGCCCGAGAAGGCUGGAGGCCCCGCGGGGAACGACAGCGAAGCCGAGGCCGAGGCGGACGACGGCUCAGACGGCGAGAAGCCGCCGAAGGCCGCCGAGGGCGGCGGCGAGGCCGACGCCGACGCCGCCGCCGGAGAGGACUCGGCCCCCGCGCCCUCCGAGGGCCUGGGCCAGUGUGCCCUCAUCGUCACCGAGCACGGCAUGGGCCUGCGGAUGCCGCUGUGCUGUGCCCGGGUCAGCGUCGCCAGGCGCGGCGGCCGGGGGAAGAAGGUGAUCAAGCUGGCGGACAGCGGCAAGAAGCCGGACCAGGUGGUCGCCGUCGCCAUCGUCUCCGGCAGGGGCGAGGUAAAGGCGCCGACCACGGCCCAUAACGCUCUGCACUUCUACACUCUGGAUCACAAGGACGAGGAGCCCGCCGCCGCCGAGGCCGCCCGCGAUCCCGAGGUGGAGGCGUCGCAGAAUACCUUCUUCAAGCAGAGAGCGGACAUGGCAGAGAGGCUGAGGAACGAGCCAGAGGAAGUCCAGCAGAGGUACCAGAGGCAGGCGGAGGCAGACAAGAGAAGAUACGAGGAGGAGCUGGAGGAAUACAAGAGGCAGGAUAUCGAGGAGGUCAUGCUGGGCAGUACCAACGGGUGCAUCACGCGCAUGCAGACUGGAGCCAUCCCUGUGGUGAACAAGCCCCUGCGAGGCAAGACCCUGGCGAAGCUCGGCGGGAAGGACAAGUUCUGCACCGUUUCGCUGCUGUCGUCCAUGGACGACGACAAGGACGAGGAGGCCAAGCCUGCGGAGCCGGCCAAGCCCGCACCGCCCCGCCCCGCGCCCGUGCCGCGGGCGCGGGCCGCUUCCAGCAAGGCGCCCGCGAGCGCAGCGCCUCACACGACCGCCGACGGCCCUGCCGCGGACGGCCCCAGCCGGCGGUCGCCGGCGAAGCAGCAGAGCGUGCCCACUCCGGUGCGCGCUCGCGGGAAGGUGUCCGCGCCCGGGUCGCCCACGUCGUCGCCGAAGCGCCUGGCGCUGCUCAGCCGGGGCUGCCUGAGAACGGCGCUGACGAGGCUCUCGAUCGUCAAGGCCAAGGUGCGGACGAUGGGCGCGGCGCGGAGGGAGCAGCAGGAGCUAACCUUCAGCGUCCCCAAGUGGGCCGACCAGGCGGCCUAG
Prorocentrum cordatum is the source of this 2685-nucleotide messenger RNA. Lineage: Eukaryota; Dinophyceae; Prorocentrales; Prorocentraceae. The record is from the annotation of a GenBank genome assembly.